Molecule: messenger RNA, 846 nt
Organism: Pestalotiopsis fici W106-1
Lineage: Eukaryota; Fungi; Ascomycota; Sordariomycetes; Amphisphaeriales; Sporocadaceae
Exons: 1
Coding region: 1-846 (281 amino acids)
Source: RefSeq, a predicted model, not a curated record
AUGGUUAACAUCAUCGCCAUCAUCAUUCCCAUCUUUGUCAUUUUCUUUCUCCUUGCUUUCUGGCUAAAGUGCUCUUCUAGGGGCCGCAAAUUCCAGGAAAAACGUCUCCGUUUCAGAGCCAAAGUGAAUCCCUUCUAUCGCGCACAGUAUAAAGCCUACCAGAAUCGCCUCCAGGCUGAAGUCGAAAAACGCAAUAUUGAAGAACGCGACACAACCAAAGGCACCCCUGUGUGGUUUUCGCGGCAUAUUUACCAUGGCGCACUCCAGCAUUGGGUCAUGUACAUCAACGAGACAAAAUACGAGCUACGCAGGGAUAUUGAGAGUGGCACGUACAGACACAACAUACAGAAUGUAGAUUGGGACAUCAAAAGGGAGAAGCGCGAAGCGGCCUUGCAGAAAAAGCAAAUCCCCGAUGUCGACGGCUUCUACAUUUGUUUGAUUGGCUGGACGCGCCUGUCAGAAGAUGUCCUAGAAGAAAAGUGCCGCACGCUGAUGCAGAACGAGUUCGACGAGUACAAUCUAUUUUGGAACAAUUGUCAGCAUUUCCUCAAACAAUUUGCGGAUAAAAUCAUUAGCACCAAGGCUCUCGACUGGGCGUGGUUCCGCGAGAACACAAAGACCGAGUAUCAGAAUUGCCAGCAGCUGCCAAAGCCUCCCGACGCGCUUGUCCAGAUGCAGAUCAAUACCCUUCACCAUAACGGACACAGUCACGCGGCGACUCAAUUGCAGAACUCGCUCAUCGCCCAACAGCAGAUGAUGAACGGUGCUCAAAUGACAGCCAACGGAGGUCUUCCCCCAGGGUUCGUGGGAGGACUGCCACCAGGGGCAGGAGGGAUAACGGGCUAG